AUGAGGAUUACUGAAAUUGUCAUAGAUGGCUUCAAAUCGUACGCUGUGCGUACGGUGAUCUCGGGAUGGGACGAAUCAUUCAACUCGAUCACCGGUUUGAACGGUAGUGGUAAAUCAAACAUCCUCGAUGCCAUUUGUUUCGUCCUUGGUAUCACCAACAUGACCACCGUCCGCGCGCAGAACCUUCAAGAUCUUAUCUAUAAGCGCGGACAGGCAGGUGUCACCAAAGCCAGCGUUACAAUCGUCUUCGACAACACAGAUACAGCAAAGUCGCCGAUCGGAUUCGAAGAAUAUGCCAACAUCUCAGUCACCAGGCAGAUUGUGCUGGGCGGAACGAGCAAAUACCUGAUAAACGGACACCGCGCGCAGCAACAAACCGUCCAGAACCUUUUCCAGAGUGUGCAGCUGAACAUCAACAACCCCAACUUCCUGAUCAUGCAGGGUCGAAUCACGAAAGUCCUCAACAUGAAGUCGGUUGAAAUUCUCUCGAUGAUUGAGGAGGCUGCAGGAACACGGAUGUUCGAGGAUCGGAGGGAAAAGGCGAACCGCACAAUGGGAAAGAAAGAGCUCAAGCUGCGCGAGAUCGAAGAGUUGCUGAAGGAGGAGAUCGAGCCCAAGCUCGAGAAGCUUCGGUCCGAAAAGCGCGCCUUCCUCGACUUCCAACAAACGCAGAACGAUCUCGAGCGCAUGACCAGACUUGUCGUUGCGCAUGAUUACAUUCGCGGUGGCGAGCGGUUGCGGGUUGCGGGAAACGAAUGUGAAAGCAAACGGAACAAGGCGCAAGCACUUGAGGACAAUGCACACAAACUCAAGAGUGAAAUCGCCCACCUGGAGGAAGACGUCAAGCGCGUUCGCACAGCCCGCGACAAGGAGCUUCGAAAGGGCGGCAAAUUCCAAGGGCUGGAGGAUGAAGUCAAGAACUACUCGCACGAACUGGUCCGCUUGGCUACCGUCUUUGAUCUCAAAAAUGCCAGCAUGGAAGAAGAGAAGGAAAAGCGCCAGACGAUCCAACAUACAGUCGCUGAUCUUGAAAAGGCCUUGAAGGAGAAGCGCAAGAUUUACGAGGAAAUCCAGGCUCAAUACGACACUGCCAAAGCCGAGUUGGACGCACAAACGGUGGAGGUAGAACAGAAAGAGGAACUGCUGCAGACAUUACAGACUGGUGUUGCUUCAAAAGAAGGCCAAGAGAGUGGUUACCAGGGUCAACUGCAAGAUGCCCGCAACCGCGCGAGCAAUGCUGCCACAGAGCAAGAGCAGGGCAAGCUCAAGAUCAACCACUUGGAAAAGCGAAUUAAAGAAGAGGAGCCUCGGGCAAAGAAGGCCAAGGAGCAGAACUCGGGUCUUCUUAGUGAUCUCGAAGGGCUUAAGUCGCAGGCUAGCAAGCUGGAAUCGGAAUUGAACCGGCUUGGAUUCGAGCCUGGAAAAGAGGAGCAAAUCUACCAAGAGCAGACAGGACUCCAAAGAGACAUUCGCGAUCUCCGCCAACGGGCUGACGGCCUCAGGAGGCAAGCGGCGAAUAUCGAUUUCAAUUACGCUGAUCCCCAUCCCAACUUCGAUCGCUCCAAGGUCAAAGGAUUGGUUGCUCAGCUUUUCACUCUGAACAAAGAUCAAGUGGCAGCGGCAACAGCUCUCGAGAUCUGCGCAGGUGGUCGCCUCUACAACGUGGUCGUGGACAGCGCGGAGACCGGUACUCAGCUUCUGCAAAAAGGAAAGCUGCGUAAGCGCGUGACUAUCAUCCCACUGAACAAAAUCUCGGCAUUCAAGGCCUCCGUUGAAAAGAUCGGGGCGGCACAAAACAUUGCACCAGGAAAGGUCGACCUUGCUUUGUCCCUGGUAGGACACGACGAGGAAGUCCUCGCGGCUAUGAACUACGUCUUUGGCAACACGCUGAUUUGUCAUGACGCCGAAACCGCGAAACGAGUGACAUUCGACCCAUCGGUUCGGAUGAAGAGCGUUACACUCGAAGGAGAUGUCUACGAUCCCUCCGGAACCCUCUCUGGUGGAAGUUCUCCCAACUCCAGCGGUGUCCUGGUCACUUUGCAGAAGCUCAAUGAGAUUACCAAGGAGCUACGGAGCAAGGAGCGCCAACUUGCAACGCUAGAGGAUAAUAUGAAUAAGGAGAAGAAGAAGCUCGAUGCAGUCCGCUCGGUGAAGCAGAAUUUGGAUCUCAAGACCCACGAGAUUAAGCUUACUGAGGAGCAAAUCAACAGCAACUCAUCGUCAUCGAUUAUCCAAGCAGUCGAAGAAAUGAGGGCAAAUAUUGAGCAGCUCAAGAAAGACAUUGCUGAUGCGAAGGCUCGGCAAGCGGCAGCAUCCAAGGAUAUCAAACAGAUUGAAAAGGAUAUGAGCGAAUUUACCGACAACAAGGAUAGCAAGUUGGCGGAAUUACAGGCUUCUUUGGACAAAUUGAAGAAGAGCCUUGCCAAGACCUCAAGCUCCGUUAAAGAGCUGCAGAAGGAAACGCAAACAUCCAGACUUGACUCGGAACAAGCUGGAAGCGAUUUAUCCGCUGCCGAGGAGCAGCUGGUCGAAGCAGACAACACCCUUAGCUCCCAGGCAGAGGAAAUUGAAUCGCAAAAGCGUGAGCAGACGCGACUGAAGGAUGCUCAUGACGUCGCACAAGCUCAACUCAAUGACGAGAGAGCCAAGUUGACCGGCUUUGAUGAGGAACUACGUGAAUUGGAGUCGGCCAUGAAGAGUAAAUCUUCUCAAAUUACCGAAGAAGGUCUUGAGGCGCAGAAGCUCGGCCACCAGCUCGAGAAGCUUCAAAAGGACCAACAUACCGCUAGCCAAGCCGUAGCUCAUAUGGAGCAAGAACAUGAGUGGAUCGCCGACGAGAAGGAACACUUUGGGCGCCCGAACACGCCCUACCAUUUCGAGGGCCAGAACAUCGCCGAAUGCAAAUCGACCCUUCGGAACCUGACGGAGCGAUCACAAGGCAUGAAGAAGAAGAUCAACCCCAAGGUCAUGAACAUGAUCGACAGCGUUGAGAAGAAGGAGGCCGCUCUGAAGAACAUGAUGAAGACAGUGAUCCGCGAUAAGCGAAAGAUCGAAGAGACUAUCAUGAACCUUAACGAGUACAAGAAGGAGGCCCUUCACAAGACCUGGGUCAAGGUCAACGGCGAUUUUGGACAGAUCUUCAACGAGCUCCUACCGGGCAGCUUUGCCAAACUUGAUCCGCCCGAGGGCAAAGACAUCACCGAUGGCCUGGAGGUCAAGGUUUCCCUCGGCAAGGUCUGGAAGCAGAGUUUGACCGAACUCAGUGGUGGUCAACGUUCUCUCAUUGCCCUCUCUUUGAUCAUGGCACUUCUGCAAUUCAAGCCCGCCCCAAUGUACAUUCUCGACGAAGUCGAUGCCGCCUUGGAUCUGUCACACACGCAGAACAUUGGUCGAUUGAUCAAGACCCGCUUUAAGGGAUCUCAGUUCAUCGUUGUCUCGCUCAAGGACGGCAUGUUCCAAAAUGCCAACCGCAUUUUCCGAACGAGGUUCAGCGAGGGUACAAGUAUUGUUCAGGCUUUGACCCCUGCAGAUAUGAAAUGA
Molecule: messenger RNA, 3540 nt
Organism: Penicillium brevicompactum
Lineage: Eukaryota; Fungi; Ascomycota; Eurotiomycetes; Eurotiales; Aspergillaceae
Product: condensin subunit SMC2
Exons: 5
Coding region: 1-3540 (1179 amino acids)
Biological process (GO): chromosome organization
Cellular component (GO): chromosome
Molecular function (GO): protein binding; ATP hydrolysis activity; ATP binding
Source: RefSeq, a predicted model, not a curated record